Molecule: messenger RNA, 1197 nt
Organism: Fusarium subglutinans
Lineage: Eukaryota; Fungi; Ascomycota; Sordariomycetes; Hypocreales; Nectriaceae
Exons: 2
Coding region: 1-1197 (398 amino acids)
Molecular function (GO): protein binding
Source: RefSeq, a predicted model, not a curated record
AUGGACGAUUCUAUUACAAAAUCAUCAAUGAACAACCUGGAGGAGAUGCCGGUCGAAAUUCUUCUUACAAUUGCAUCAAACCUUGAUUGCUAUGAUUUCAGAGUCAUUACCUUUGUGUCCUGGCGUCUCCGAUCUGCCCUCGCCCCUAGCCUUUUCAAGAUGAUUAUACUUUCUGGUACAUUGGAGAAGAUAGCUCAUGAUAUGAAAUCUCUGCUGGGCGGCGAAUCUCAAAAUCUGAUGGAGCUUAUUCUUUCAUCUACCAAGUAUUCACUCCAUCCCAGAAUCCGAUGCGUCGGUCCGCUGACUGAUGAUGCACCUAGGCUUGUUACCAUCAGCCUCGAAGCUUGCCAUUGCGCCGAAGGGUUUAACGAAGCAAACCUCCUGGAAGACAUAAUGGAGACUAUGAGCAAGUUUGUUUCCAAGCUAUCAUCAACCCAUAUGAUUGCCUUUGACUUUGGUGUCGACGGUCAAAUUGCUACGCGUCAUCCUGGUCAUGCUCACUUGCAGGCUGCAUUGGAUCUAUUGCGCACGACACCACAAUGGAAUGGCCCCAAGACCGUGGACUUCCCAAGUCCAACCAAUGCCCUGGCCUUCGGUACCAUAAUGCGUCAAUUUUCUCGCUGUAGUAUUGAAGCGGUUCACUUUCCUCCAGCCAGUUUUGCGCGCCCUCGAGACAUCUUGCGAUCAACACUUUCGUCGGUGAAAGGUUUGAGAAUUGAUAUGAGUGGGAUGCGUACGGAAUCGCGGACUCUAGCCUGUAUUGAUGACAAGUACAUGUGUCGAUUGAGCCGUGACUUUCCACACCUGCAAUCGCUCUUCCUGGAUCAGCUUGACACUGAUGGCUUCAAAUCUCACGUUGGGCAUAUUCCACGGAAAUCGAUUUUGCCCAAGAUUGCCCCCUAUUUCGAGAAACUCAUCUCACGUCUGAACACGAUGCCACGACUACGCCGUUUCGCGUUCACAUUGACGAAAGAUUGGCAGGUGAAUGAAUACGAAUGCAUAAGAUACUUGUGGAAUGGAACGCUGAGUUUCGACAAUACCCUGCCUGCUAUUUCCCAGGCGGAUAAAUGGGGUGUUUUGCUGGACACUAAUGCUGAGGAGAUGGAGUGGCAUUAUGAUCACAUCACUCGCAUACUCAACGCCGUUCCGCAACUUGAGGAGCUUUGUAUAGUGCCUCAUACCUCGGAACUGUAUUGA